CGCGACUUGUUGACGCUUGAUUCCCAUUGAUGCCAAUGGUCGAUUUGCCGGGAUACGAAACGGAUGGCGAGUGUGGGAUUCGUGUUUACGGAAGAACGUGAGUGGUCGUGAAGAUGAAUUCUCAGCAGUAUCCUCGUCCAGGACUCCCCUCUGGUCUGGGACAAGGACAAACCACAGGCAGCAACACUGCAGGACUUCCAGGAAGUCAAAAGAGCACAGGACAUGAAGACUCAAAUCAUGCACCACGUGAGCUGAUGUCCAGUGGAGCCACAGUAUUCAGAGAUGACAAGCAGGAGACGGUAGUGGUGCGACCCUACCCCCAACCCCAAAUGCAGCCCCUAUCCCAUGGAGUAGCCCCGACUCUGCCCCCUCCUCUCCCUCAGCACCUUCCCAUUCAGCCAGGCACACCAGUCUCUGUGUCAGCAGCUCCAUCCCACCUCCCUCAGGGUCUCUCCCUCGCCUUUACUGAGGGUUCUCUAAAGUCUGCCCUGAAAGCACCCAUGCCAAGCCGUGUGAUCGCUCCAGCUCCUGUGUCAACACCAAGCCACCUCACUCUGCCCCCUAAGGUGCCUGGUCAUCUCACUGCUACCAUGGAGUCCACACAGGCCUCGGGAAUCCCUGUGGCCACCAUCAGUGGUCAGCAGGGUCAUACUGGUAACCUGCAUCACCUAAUGACCAAUGUGCAGAUCAUCCGCAGUGGAGCACCUGUUCAGCAGAUUGGAUCUUCUGCGGCUCCUCAGCAUCUUUUUCCCUCCCAUUUACCCAGAGGAGCGGCUGCUGCAGCUGUGAUGUCAAGCUCCAAAGGAGCCACAGGACUGAGACCAGCUGCCGGUCCCAGCUCUGCCACUGGCCAGCCUACUGUCCAACACAUCAUCCACCAACCAAUCCAGUCUCGGCCUAUAGUCACUACAUCUACAGCAGUUUUGCCUACUGUUGUGGCUCCAGUGACAGCCACCAGACCUCAGUCUCCGGUUAUCACCACAGUAGCUGGAGACAUGGUACAUGGUCGCUCGGCUGUGGCGAUCCACCCUCCACAAGCAACCUUGAGUAUCCAGCGCCCGCCACCCUCAAGGGACACGCCAACACGAAUCACCCUGCCCUCUCAUCCUGCUAUUGCUGCUCAGAAAACCCUUCCUCACUCGGUUUCACAGAAGCCCAUUUUCAGCACUGUGACACCCGUUGCUGCUGCAACAGUGGCUCCGAUUCAGGUCACCAACACUGCACCAUCACCCACUACAACAGGCUCCACCCCCCACACGCAAAUAUCCAGUAGUAACAUUGUCACUAUGACGGUGGCCUCUCACUCGUCUCAUGCCACAGCAGUGACCACAUCCACCAUCCCUGUGGCUAAAGUGGUUCCGCAGCCUAUCACACACACAUCACCACGUAUUCAGUCUGAAUACACAGAAAGAGGGAACCUCAUUCCAAUCUCUGGCCACCGCUCCUCUCCCAACCCCAUCACCAUGGAGAACCGCACUGACAACAGACAAUCUGUUCCAGUACAGUUUCAGUACUUCCUGCCCACCUACCAGUCUGCACCGUACCCGCUGACCCACACAUACACCCCCAUCACCAGCUCUGUGUCAUCUAUACGCCCUUAUCCAGUGACUGCUCAGGCGCCCAGUGCAGCCAUGCCCACCCAAGCUGGUGUAGGAGUCGCAUCUGCAGUUCAUCUGAACUCAAUGCAGCUGAUGACAGUUGACCGCAUCACUCAGAUCAACACUCAAAACAUCCAACCGGCUGCCAUGACAGCACAGGGCAUCCAACCUACACCCAUCCAAGCCCAGAGCCUGCAUACAUCUGCCCAGAUCACCACCUCGAGUAUCCAGCCUUCACCAGUUAACCAACAACAGCCUCCAACUGAGUCUAAAGCUUCAGUUGUACUGGCUGAUUGUUCCACACUUGUGGCUAAUUCUAUGAGCAAUGCAUUCAGCAACAGUCAGCCUGCCUCCACUCUGGCCCAGACGCACAAUCAGAAUGCCAACACAGGAACACCAUCACUUGUGACGUCUCCUAGACCCAGCAUUCUGCGCAAAAAACCUGCCAAUGAAGGUGCUGCUGUUAGGAAGAAUCUGAUCCCAACUCAGCUUGGUGACACUACAGCCCCCAGAAUCGAUGGACCCAUCAGGAGUGCGUCAGGAUCACCUCGUCCUGCAGGAGUGAAGCCCAAACCUGACAUCCACAUGAGCCUCGCCCCGUCAGUGGCUGCUGCAAUAGAGGCAUUUCCUAGCCAGGGAACUGAGCAGCAAGCACAACACGUGGGACCACCUCCCUCUCAGCUGGCCUCUCAACCUCUUCCAUCCCUCCUGGCAUCAGUGACCCCACCUUCCCAACCUGCACCUGCUCUUUCAGCCUUGCCUACAGCCAUGGCAGUCACUCCGCCAAUCCCCUCAAUGACCAAUGUAGUGGCUCAACCCAUUCAGCCAGCGGCUAGUAAUACUUCAGUAUGUGCCAUCAGCUCCAAUCUUCCAGAAUUGAAUAUUAAGCAGGAGCCGGAACCAGUGGAUAGUUCAAAACCAGGGCCACAGAUGUUGACAGUGCCUCCUACAGACCUCACGCUUGGAGCUUCACCCAGAAAGAAGCCCCGCAAACAACAGCACGUCAUCUCCACAGAGGAGAGCGAGAUGAUGGAGACCAACAGCACAGACGAGGAAAAGUUUCCUCCCAAACCCCUCAGCCAACGAGCUGAGAAACGCAAGUCCCCUCCUAAAGAAUACAUCGAUGAGGAGGGAGUUCGGUAUGUUCCCGCCCGAGUUCGCCCUCCGAUUACCCUGUUACGCCACUACCGGAACCCCUGGAAAGCAGCAUACCAUCACUUUCAGAGAUACAGUGACGUCCGUAUAAAGGAGGACAAGAAGGGGAGCAUGCAGGAUGUGGCCAAUCAGAAGGGAGUUGUGUGCAGAGCCCAGGGCUGGAAAAUUCACCUCUGUGCAGCUCAGCUGAUGCAGCUGUCCAAUCUGGAGCAUGACGUCUACAGUCGCCUGACGACUCUCCAGGAAGGCUUCGUCCCCAAGAAAAAGGCCGGAGCUGACGAUGAUCUUCAUCGUAUAAAUGAGCUCAUACAGGGCAACAUGCAGCGCUGCAAACUAGUGAUGGACCAGAUCACAGAAGCCCGAGACUCCAUGUUGAAGGUGUUGGACCAUAAAGAGCGCGUCUUGAAGCUGCUCAAUAAGAACAGCAGCACUAAGAAGCUCAACAAGCUGAAGCGCAAGGACCGAGCGUGAGACAAACUGACCUGUGCUGGACUGAGUUCAGCACGAACACAGAAAACCUCCUGCUCCAAGACUUCUCGCCUCUCUUUAUCUCUACCAGAGAUAAUUCACAUCCAGUCCUGAUCCGAUGGCAAGACGUCUCUAUCUGGCAAGCCCUUCCUUUCCCAGCACACACUGAAGAUAUAGGAAAUGACAGUGUUAAAUGAACAACAUACAUCUUUAACAGUAUUUUCACUGAAAUAUGAACGUCUAAAUGUUUCAUUUCAAUCAAGACACCUUAACUGGGUCACUAUUUUAGGGAGGUUUUUGGAUGUUGAUUCCAUUUUAAAGUUAUUUAAGCAUCCAUGGGUGAACUCUCAGUAAAAGCAAUGCUGUAUAAUCUUCACGUUCUAGAUUAUAUUCAACACUAUUUCAUUUGGGUGCCUUGAAUGGUGAUCUAGUAUUUUGACAGUCAUCUGUACUGUAUUCAACACCAAAUGACAGUAUUAGGUAAUGGCCGUUCUUCGUACUGGAAGAUUUCCAUUUUGAGUUGUAGCACUCAAAACGAUAAGAACUGAGAAGCCAUAAUGACACCAUCCUCAUUGUAGUAUACAAAGACUGAAGUAUUUUACCACAUGUGUAUUGUGGGAAACGUUAAAGGUGCUUUGGUGAAUGGAGUAUUGUGCCUUUCUGUGUGCCUCAUGUAACAUGGGUUUGGAUUGCUGGAAGCGGUUUCUCUGAGGUUUUUCGGAGUCUGAAUGUCAGAAUCAUUUUAUGUUCUUGCGUCACUGCCUGUCGAUGUGUGAGGAUUGUUUUUAUGUAUCAUCAGUCUUAGAAGCGCUGCUCCAGAUACUACUCUCUGGAUGGGCUCUUUGGUCAUUUAAGCAUUAACGGUGGUGAGAAUCAUGUUCAGAAUCGCAUCACGUCAGAAUUAGAGAAGUAUGAUUGUUGUGUAUCUAAGUUAAGCCUAAGUAUAUAAAAAUAAGCCCCCUUCCGUUUUGUUUACUUCCUCAAUGAACAAUAUUAUGUUUAUUUUUCCAGUUAAGUUGCUUGAAGAAGUGUCAUUUGUGGCAAAGACGAAGUGUUGUAUGCUGUUUCAUUUGGAAUGACAUUUCAUGUUGCACUCCGCUGCUGAAGUACAGUAAAGACACUUUGUACAUCUA
Messenger RNA from Danio aesculapii, 4354 nucleotides. It is a transcript of the gene sap130b, whose product is annotated as Sin3A-associated protein b. Lineage: Eukaryota; Metazoa; Chordata; Actinopteri; Cypriniformes; Danionidae. Gene Ontology annotation, cellular component: Sin3-type complex. The transcript is spliced from 21 exons. Gene Ontology annotation, biological process: negative regulation of transcription by RNA polymerase II. The record is from RefSeq and is a predicted model, not a curated record. The coding region runs from base 114 to 3224 and encodes 1036 amino acids.